AUGGAGUACACACAGGAUGGUACCGUUGACCUCCGUGGCCGGCCGGUUCUUGCCAAUAAAACCGGCAAAUGGAAAGCCUGUUCUUUCCUCAUCGGAUAUGAGGCAUUUGAGAGGAUGGCGUUUUAUGGGAUAGCCUCAAAUUUGGUGGUUUAUUUGACGACACAACUGCAUGAGGACACUGUUUCGUCGGUGAGAAAUGUGAACAACUGGGCCGGGUCGGUUUGGAUCACCCCGAUUCUUGGAGCUUAUAUUGCAGAUUCUUACUUGGGCCGCUUUUGGACUUUUACCAUCUCAUCUUUAAUUUAUGUCAUGGGGAUGGUCCUUCUCACAAUGGCUGUCUCCAUCGAGUCCCUCCGGCCUGCCUGCGAAAACGGGUCCUGCAGCAAGGCCAGCCGGGCCCAGGUGGCCUUUUUCUACACUUCGCUCUACGUAAUUGCGGUUGGUGCCGGCGGCACGAAGCCCAACAUCUCGACUUUAGGGGCCGACCAGUUUGACGACCUCAACCCGGACGAGAAGAAGCUCAAGGCCUCUUUCUUCAACUGGUGGAUGUUCAGCACUUUCUGUGGGGCCCUCUUCGCGACCAUGGGCCUCGUUUAUGUCCAAGUGAACGUGGGCUGGGGAUGGGGCUACGGUAUCCCGACCGGAGGCCUCGUGCUCUCGUUGGGCCUCUUCUAUGUGGGGACACCUCUGUACCGCCACAAGGUGCGUAGAACGAGGCACCCGGCUGGCGAGGUCUUUCGGGUUUUCGUAACAGCACUUGCGAACGCGAGGCUUGAGCCGCCGAGCGGACAUCAGAUGGAGCUUCACGAGAUGGACAAUGCGUAUUAUGCGAGAACCGGGAAACGUAGAAUACAUCACACUCCGGUUUUCAGGUUCCUGGACUUGGCCGCGACAAAGCCCACUGGGUCCACGCGCCCUCCGUGCACGGUCACCCAAGUGGAGUCCGCGAAGCUCGUCCUCAGCAUGUCCACGAUUUGGGCCGCAACACUCAUCCCAAGCACCAUCUGGGCCCAAAUCAACACUCUGUUCGUCAAGCAGGGGACCACUCUGGACCGCCACAUCACCCCAUCCUUCGAAAUCCCGGCCGCUUCCCUCAGCAGCCUCGUCACCCUGUCCAUGCUGGUAUUCCUCCCCGUAUACGACCGCUGCCUCGUCCCCCUCGCCCGCCGCCAUACGGGCAACCCACGUGGCGUCACCCUCCUUCAGCGCCUCGGCAUCGGCUUCGCCAUCCAAACCCUAGCCAUCGCCUCCGCCUGCCUAGUCAGCUCCCAUGUCCGCCACGCGGGUGCCUCGAGCAUCCUGUGGCUGUUCCCACAGUACGUGCUGGUUGGGGUGGGGGACGUUUUCAGCGCGGUGGGGAUGCUCGAGUUUUUCUACGACCAGUCGCCGGAUGCGAUGCGGAGCCUGGGGACGACGUUCUUCACGAGCGGGAUUGGGGUGGGGAAUUUCUUGAACAGCUUGCUCGUGACGGCGGUUGAAGGGGCGACAGGGAGGAAGUGGAUUGGGAGGGACGUGAACGAGUCGAGGCUCGACUGUUACUACGGGUUGUUGCUGGUGCUGUCGGUGGUGAACCUCGCCGUGUUCGUGGCGGCGGCGAGGAAGUACGUGUACAAGGUGGAGGAGUCGGGUGAGGAUCAUGUGGUGGUAAAGGAGGUGUGUGUGGAGAAAUAG
Messenger RNA from Striga hermonthica, 1671 nucleotides. The record is from the annotation of a GenBank genome assembly. Lineage: Eukaryota; Viridiplantae; Streptophyta; Magnoliopsida; Lamiales; Orobanchaceae.